This is a messenger RNA of Ictidomys tridecemlineatus (thirteen-lined ground squirrel), 1443 nucleotides long. RefSeq names its product transmembrane protein 69 (gene Tmem69). Lineage: Eukaryota; Metazoa; Chordata; Mammalia; Rodentia; Sciuridae. The record is from RefSeq and is a predicted model, not a curated record.
GUUUGCGCCAAGUCAGGUUCCCACCCGGACUCAUUUUUUCGGGUUCCAGGAUGUGAGGAGUGUAUAACUCCAUUUUCCGGAACUGUGCCUUUCCGCGAAUCCCUGUCCUUGAAGUUUAGCUUGCCUUUUUACUGGCGCGACGCUGGCAAUGCCAAGGAUUGAACCCAGGGAUCCCUGUGUCCUAGACAGUCACUCUGCUUUGGAUCUAUACUCCCAGGCCCUUUAUUUAAAAGCAGCAUGCUUCUGAUGUAAACCCUCCACUUAGAUGUAAAAAUACAAUAAUCAGAACUGCUUGACAUCUUCCUGAACAAGACUCAAUAGGGGCCAGUAUGCUUCACUUCAUCCAGAGGUUUUCUCAAGCAUCUUCAAAGAUGCUGAAGUACCCAUUCACAAUGAGCAUGGGAACCAGAAGGAGAAUAGAUAUACUUUCUCUCAAAUCAUCUCUUCAUCAGAACUUAUUCCUUUUGUUUCCUACAUCUUGUGUUUUCCCAUCAUUUCCAGUAUGUAUGAGCAAGACACGAUGGUAUCAUACAUCCCCAUGCAGCUUUAAGAAGAAGCAGAAGCAAGUAGUACUUCCAGCCAGGCCACCGAGCACCAUCACUUACCUGCCUGACAGCCCAAAGCCAGCAUUAUAUAUAACUUUGGCAGGGCUAAUCCCUUUCAUUGCUCCACCAUUGAUCAUGGUCAUGACCAAGACUUAUAUCCCUGAAUUAGCUUUUACUCAGAUGGCUUAUGGAGCCAGUUUCCUAUCUUUCUUGGGAGGAGUAAGAUGGGGUUUUGCUCUGCCAGAAGGUAGUCCAGCUAAACCAGACUACCUUAAUUUAGCUAAUAGUGCAACUCCUGUUGUGUUUUCAUGGUUUGCCAUCCUUUUUUCUGAAGGACUCAGUGAAGCCAUAGUCUUAGUAAUAAUAGGUUUGGGGAUAGCAUUACAUGUUGAACUUUUUCUCUUGCCACAUUAUCCCAACUGGUUCAAGGCUCUAAGAAUACUUGUCACUUUAGUGGCUUUUUUUUCAUUUGUAGUCACAUUACUACUUAAAGAUAUUUAUCCAGAGAAAGGACCCAAGUAGAAUAAAUAUAAAACUAUUUGGUCAAGUAGAAUAAAUAUAAAACUAUUUUGUAAAGUUGCAUUUUGGCAUGACCUUUUAUCUCUGUUUGGCUUUUUCCCCUUCACUAGCAGUGGUAGUUCUUUAUAUGUUGUUUUUCAUUUCUAAAAAUUAUUUCAUAGUAAUUGCUUGAGAAAGAACAGGAAAAUUCCUAACAGGUCUUUGUCAUGCCAUAUUAGGUUGAUUUACAUUCAGUCUUUUUAUGAAUGAUAUGUCAUCCACUUAAACAUUUCAAUGUUUGAUCUUGAAAAAUGUAAAAUAAAAAAGCAAGACCCUGGGUUUGAUCCUCAGUACCACAUAGAAAAAUAAGUAAAUAAAAUAAAGUUUUUUUUUAAUCCUG